Paramuricea clavata is the source of this 5043-nucleotide messenger RNA. The record is from the annotation of a GenBank genome assembly. NCBI's taxonomy places the organism in Eukaryota, Metazoa, Cnidaria, Anthozoa, Malacalcyonacea, Plexauridae.
AUGGUGACAACAUCAACUGGAGAUCAAAUAUCUGUGCCAAUACGAAAUACGUGGUCCCGUACGUUUAUGUGUUUAACAAAACGAAAUGCAGUCACUCCACCUUCAACAAUGGACAAAAUGAACAUGGCUCUUGCAGGUUUGGAGGAACAAACCAUUACUUUUACAAAAAGUGGGAACAGUGAUCAUGUUCACCAGAAAAUCUUACAGGCUUUCCCAAUGUUGGCUGAAGUGGGUGGUUAUGAAAUAUUAAGGACAGGGGAGAGAAGUUCACGCCAAUUAAUGGUCAUUUCUAUCCCCCCUGUUGGGUACACUGUCCUGUAUUUGAAGUCGACAAUCGCAUCAGCGAAAGGCUAUAUAAGACCAUUGCAAAGGGACAUUGUUUUAAAGCCAGUAGCAUUAACAGAUCCAGCUCAGAGCCAGGUGGGUGAUAAACUGUCAUAAAUAACUACAGUGCAUAUAAAUAAGCUUCGUUGUAGUUUUCAGCUAUUGAUACAAAAUAUGCAGACGAUUGAACCUGUUUUCAACAAAGCUGUUCUGUUUGUUUCAGAUUUCCAUGAGCCCGAAAGUAGCAUGUGUCAAUUGUCACCAGGACAUAGCGAUGGACACAAUGCGUGCACACCUGGAAAUAUGUGGAGGAGGGAGUUCAAGAGAUUAUGAUGAAAUAACUGUUACUAGUAUUGGGUACUGUAUUCCCUUUAGUUAACCACCUCUCAAAUAAGCCCCUGUGUAAUAAGGUCCGUGUUUAUCAUAAGGAAUGAAUUAGUUACCCCCCACCCCCCACUUUAGCACAAAACAUCUUUGUUUUGAUCAGAUUUAAUGUCAACUUCAAAGGAGGUCGCAAUUCACCUGGUUGGCCUACACAUUAGUGACCUGAAAAGAUAGUUUUUUCUAAGCUGGGAUAUUAACAGUUUAAAUCUAUAUCUUUUUUGUUAAAUAGUAGAAUUUGUAUUUUUGUCAUUUUAUGAAUUGAUAAAUAAGCACCCCUUCUCUUAUAAGCCCCCCUCUAAUAACUCCCCCCUGAAUAGUGCCUUAAAAUAGGACCUGUGGGGUUAUUAGAGAAAAUACAGUAUAAGGGAUUUACUGUGAUACGUAUAUAUUGUUUUCCUUCCGUACUGUUGUUGCACAGUAUGUACUGAAAUAAAUUACUGUAUAUGGGAACCAUGAUGAGUACCCAGUAUUGGGUACUUAACCGGGUAUCCGGAUCCAUUUUUCCUUAUCCGGUGUACUGCUAUCUGAUACCAUCCAGGUUUCUGGGAAAACAGUAUCAAACACAUUCCUAUGAAUUUCACAUGUUUUUUCAAAAGUUUGUACCGCAAUGCAGUUAAUUGACUAUGUAAAUUUCACUUAGUUGGACAUUGUUAUAUUUUAGUGACUGUGAAGACCUGGAAAGUGAUGAGAUAAAUUUGGAAACAGGAGGUAUGCUGGCAUAUGCAGUGUAUAAAUAAUUUCAAAAAUAUACGUGUAGUGGUAGGUUUGGCCAAUGUACCAUUUAGAUAGCUAGAAGUAUACAGUAUACAUAAAUUAAAUUUACAUCUGGUUAAGGCCUUGUUACACGAGACAAUUUUCGCUUCAACAUGAUGAUGGAAUUUGCUCCCUUGUCAACAUUUAUCUCCAUAUUUCUUUACAUAACAUUUUCGCUUCUUAAACGCAUGUUGUGUAAAGAAUGUUUCAAGAAAGUAGAAGCGCUGGCUGGCAAACGAGGUGUAGGGGUAAAUGCUGUUAAUGGGGGGGGGGGAAAGGGCAAAGCCCCCAGGAGAUUUUUAGAUUUUUUGUCUUAUUUAGUUCAAAAUUCUUGUUUUUUGGUCGUAUUUAGUUCAAAAUCUUUGUCUUACUUAGUUCACACUACUGUCAUUUAAUUUUUUUUCGGGGGGAGGGGGUGCUGCAAAUUUCUCUAGGUGGGGUGGGAAAACUUUUUGGGGUGCCAAAUAUUUUUGGGGGGUGCGCACCCCCAUAAAAUCCGUCCAUUAGUAGAAAUCAGACUGUGCUGACUACUUCACUGUGACUGCUAUUAUAACAUCUGUCUAUGCUAGAAAUGCCUUGGCAACUUCUGACUCGUACCCAGUCCCUCAAAUAAGGAUUGAAAAAAUAAUGGUGCAUCACACAACUCAGUUCACUGAUCUAUAUAAAUCAUAAUUGACGACUGAGUACGAGUCAGUUGCAACUUGUGGUAAAAAUUGCCUUGUGCGUGUAACAUUGCCUUUACUUAAUCCAUUAUUUCAUGUAACUUUGUUUGCUUUGUAACUUUUACUAUUGACUCAUUUUAAUAAUUACUGUUACUGAUACCAGUGUCCCAGGAAAUUUGCCCCCCCCCCGGGCCAAAUAUCCUCGGGGGCCAUAUUGCACCCUCGGGGGCCCCACUCCCUAGGAUAUUUGGCUGGGGGAUUUCGGGUGGGGGGGGGGCAAAUUUCCUGUGACACCGGAAGAACUUGCCAUAAAGGCACGAAGUCUCUACAUCGAGUCUGUAAAUUAUUUUACAUUUUUUAAGCUUUGAGUCAACUGCAGACUAUUUUCUCCAACUUACCACCUGAAGAGGUUAGACAGGCAAUGGAAAAUGCGGAUGGAUGCAUUGAAGCAGCAACGGCUACGUUGCUAGGUGAGAGUGGUAAGUAUACCAUAAAGGCAAAAAAGAUUUUUUAAUUUUUACUUACUGUCAAACACACACACAUCCAAGAAGAAUCAUCAGAGCCGCCUGAUGAUUUCUCCUGGAUGAAACAGCUAGGCUGUUGUGGCAACCUUGUGUCCCGUAACCUUAAGAGAGGAUUGAUGAAAUUUCUUCUUAAUUCUUUUUAAAAUCUAUUAAAAACAUUGUCUUAAUACGUAAAUAUUUACAAUUUUUCCCGUUGCAAAAGAGUUGAUUGAAGGGUUGUGCACAAGUGUAGCAAAUGUUACUACAGUAUCUCAUUAUGUGUAUCAUAUUUGACCUUCUGUAGCUCCAAGUGAAAAGGGAAUGCUUUUUAAUCUGCUUGUAUUUAUUUAGAUGAUGAUCUUAUAAUGUCCAUUUCUGGUAUUGCUUCUGCGACAACGACUAGCAAAGAUAGCGCAGAAAGUCAAGGUUGCACCUUACAUGAACUGAGAAAAAAUGUCAUUGAUGAAUCGGUAGUGCAGCGAUUCGUUGUUUCAUGAGAAGAGGGCACGGAGGAAUUAAAGAGGGACAUACUGGGCUAUUAUAAAGAUAAGACGUGUAAACUAACAGCGAAACCACGUGUAAGAUUUGAGGGCGAAGAGGGUGUUGGGAGUGGUCCGAUUCGAGAGUUCUUCCUAUGUGCCAUGAAGCUUGUGCACGAAGGAAUUGGUGGAACAGGAAAGCCAAUACUCUUUUUCGAAGGGGAAGAAGAUCACAAACUUCCGACCCAUGAUCAAUCGGCGAGGUCAACUGGUGCAUUCAAAGCCAUUGGAAGAAUUAUUGGGCAUUCUGUAUUACACUGGGGCCCCUUGCUUUAUGGCCUUUCGCCAGUGGUGAAGAGAUACUGGACUGCAUCAGCAUCAGAUGGUUGCGACGGUUCUGGCGCGGAAACUAUUCUUUCAAGUAUAACUUUAGAAGACAUACCUGACAUAGACCUCCGGGGAUAUAUAUCACAAGUAAGUAUCAUCGCUUUGUUCUAUUAGCAUUAUCUUUCUCGCCUAUGUGGCAUAUACAUGAUACGUUUUCCUCUAUAUCUUUAUUUUUAGUGAAAUUUGUAUCAGUUAUGGAGCUUUUACGAAGAGUAAAACAAACUUACUGCACUAAUUACCAUUUGCAAUACAUCUAGUAAAUGCCACUGUUAUUUGUAGCUUGAAGAUGUUGCCCCAGAUGUUAGAAUCCCCGAACAACUAAAGGAAGAUCUCACACCAUAUGUAUUUGAGUCGGGUCUGGAUAUUGAUCUUCUACAUUCUGAUCGAAAGCUAAUUGCCCAAGGACUGAUGAUGUAUCAGGUUAUUGAUAAGCGAAAGCAAGAACUAGACGACAUAUUGAAGGGUAAGCACAAUGUAGUCACGAAAUUACAAGCGAAGGCUCGAGAUAAAACAUUGCUCUUCCACAAUGUACUUUAGUACAUUGUGGAAGACCAGUGUUUUAUUUCGAGCCUUCGCUCGCGAAAGUGGUACAACAAGAGUAUUACUUGGAGAACCCACCCAGAAUUCAUGUCUCCGUUUUUUCGCUGUUAACCCAUUAAGCAGCAAUGCGCCCAAAUGCGCCAUACUUUAUUCUUUUACUCUGUCUAACGCCAGACGAUUUUGCUCGUCAGGGGGAAAUUUCCCACUCUAAUGGGUUAAACAAUUUUUCAAACUUAUCUGACCUUAAAACCCCAAUUAAUAAAAAGCAAAACAUGAAUGUAUAACCCAAGUGGUCUAUAAUACAGUAUAAGUCAAUUUUCAUAUGUUACAGGACCCUAUGUCUACAUGUUGGUUUAUUCCAGACUUCCAGAGUGAAAACCGCUCUGGAAAGGCCUGUUUAUAUGUUCUGGUGACAUUAACUUACUGUGGCGAACAGUUUGUGUCGUUACAUGUUUAGGUAUGAACGAAGUCCAAUUGCAUUCUUUUCUGGCAUGCUGUACGGUUGAUGUACUAGAAAGUAUUUUUCCAACAUGGGAAAAACAAUUCAACACAUUUGAUGAAGUGAAGUCUGUGUCGGUUUUCGAAGAGACUGAAGGUCACGAAAAUACAAUUUCCUUCUGGUUUCAAUAUCUGUCAGAUCUGGCGAAAUAUGAAUCAGGUAUCGUCAUGGUUACACAUUAUUACAGGUUUAUAAGGCCUGUUUCGUAAAAUUUUGCAUGUACGUAUGUUUAAAACAAUGAAUUAAUUUUAAAAACUGAUGAAUAUUCUUACAUAUAUCUAGGAAAACCUACCUUGACUGAUAUGUGUUGUUUUUGGACGGCCACAAAUAUCUUGCCACCAAGAAGUUGUUCGCUACAAGUGAAGUUCGACUAUGGCACCGGUAAAUUACCGUACGCGGAAACUUGUUUUUACUCACUCACCCUCCCUACGAUGCAUAAAACGUAUGAAAUGUUCAAGAAAUAUAUGGACAUAGUGAUGCUGCAUGGUUCACUUGGAAUAGACCAUUCAUGA